Molecule: messenger RNA, 484 nt
Organism: Mus caroli (Ryukyu mouse)
Lineage: Eukaryota; Metazoa; Chordata; Mammalia; Rodentia; Muridae
Source: RefSeq, a predicted model, not a curated record
CUCCUCUCCAGGUCGCAUAAAUGUCAAGAACGAGGAAUUGGAAGCCAUGGUGAAGGAGGCUCCGGGGCCCAUCAACUUCACAGUCUUCCUGACCAUGUUUGGGGAGAAACUCAAGGGCACGGACCCAGAAGAGACUAUACUGCACGCCUUCAAAGUGUUUGACACUGAAGGAAAAGGCUUUGUCAAGGCUGACUUCAUUAAGGAAAAGCUUAUGACCCAGGCUGACCGGUUCAGUGAGGAGGAGGUCAAGCAGAUGUUUGCAGCUUUCCCACCAGAUGUCUGUGGCAACUUAGACUACAGGAAUCUGUGCUACGUCAUCACACACGGCGAGGAGAAGGACUAGAUGUAUCUCCUCCAUACCUGGAGUCAGCCAAGAUGGGGUGGGGUGGGCGGGGGGCAGUACAGGGCUAGCAUAGGUAGGGAAACAGUUUCCAUCACCCCCAGAGUCUGGGGCUGAAGUGGGAAUAAAUAACACAGAGAUGUG